AUGUGGCUGAGUUCUGUGCUGGUUGGAGUGUUGGCUGGAAUCUGUGUCGCACAGUUUAAUCCCAAUGUGAACUGUGGAAGGACAAGUAUUGUCCACUUGUUUGAGUGGCGGUGGAAGGACAUUGCCGCAGAAUGUGAGCGAUACCUAGGACCUAAUGGAUAUGGAGGCAUCCAGAUUUCUCCGCCGAGCGAGAACCUGAUCAUCGAAAACCCUCAUAGACCAUGGUGGGAAAGAUACCAACCAGUCAGCUAUAAGAUCUGCACCCGCUCUGGGGAUGAGCAACAAUUUAGAGACAUGGUCACCAGAUGCAACAAUGUGGGGGUUUAUAUAUAUGCUGAUGCUGUUAUAAACCAUAUGUCUGGAGCUGGAGCUGGAAAAGGAAAUUCAUCAACGUGUGGCAGUCCAUAUGAUGCAAUUAACAGGGAAUUCUCAGCUGUACCUUACAGUAGUGCAGACUUUAAUGAUAAAAAGUGUAAAAGUCAGAGUGGUGGCAUUGAGAACUACCAGGAUGCUAAUCAGGUGAGAGACUGUCAGCUGGUAAGCCUUCUGGAUCUAGCUCUGGAAAGAGAAUAUGUUCAGACAAAGAUUGCAGAAUACUUAAAUCAUCUUAUUGACAUUGGAGUAGCUGGGUUCAGGCUGGAUGCAGCCAAGCACAUGUGGCCUGGAGACAUUCUUGCAAUUACAAGGAAUCUGAACAACUUGAACACUAGAUGGUUCCCCAAUGGCACACAACCAUUCAUCUACCAGGAAGUGAUUGAUCUGGGUGGGGAAGGUAUCUCAGCAAGUGAUUACAUCAGUAUUGGACGUAUCACAGAGUUCAAAUAUGGGGCUAAACUUGGAAAAGUGAUCCGCAGAUGGGAUGGAGAAAAGCUGGCCUAUUUGAAGAACUGGGGAGAAGGCUGGGGAUUUAUGCCUAGUGACAAAACCUUGGUGUUUGUGGAUAACCAUGACAACCAGAGAGGACAUGGUGCUGGAGGAGCCUCCAUACUGACCUUCUGGGAUGCUCGCUUAUACAAAAUGGCAACUGGGUUCAUGCUGGCACAUCCUUAUGGAUUUACGCGAAUCAUGUCAAGCUUUCGCUGGCCAAGGAACUUUGACAAUGGAAAGGACAUUAAUGAUUGGGUUGGACCACCAAGCUACAAUAAUGGGUCAAUCAUGGCUGUCACAAUUAAUGAAGAUACAACUUGUGGCAAUAACUGGGUUUGUGAACACAGGUGGCGUCAGAUAAAGAACAUGGUCAUCUUUCGUAAUGUAGUUAAUGGUCAAGCUCUUAUUAACUGGUGGGAUAAUGGACAAAAUCAAGUUGCUUUUGGACGUGGUAGAGCUGGAUUUAUUGUAUUCAACAAUGAUGAUUGGGAUAUGGAUGUUACUCUAUACACUGGACUUCCACCUGGCAAAUACUGUGACAUCAUUUCUGGCCAAAAAGAAGAUAACUGUUGCACGGGUAAACACAUCAGUGUAAGCAACACUGGCUUUGCCAAUUUCAUAAUUAAAGGUUCAGCUGAAGAUCCCUUUGUUGCCAUCCACAUCAAUGCCAUGUUAUAA
Messenger RNA from Staurois parvus, 1545 nucleotides. NCBI's taxonomy places the organism in Eukaryota, Metazoa, Chordata, Amphibia, Anura, Ranidae. The record is from the annotation of a GenBank genome assembly.